UGAGCCGAAGUCGUGCCGGGUGCGGUGAGGAUUUCCGGAGAAGAUGGGGAGAAAAAAGAUCCAGAUCCAGCGGAUCACGGACGAGCGCAACCGGCAGGUGACCUUCACCAAGCGCAAGUUUGGCUUGAUGAAGAAAGCCUACGAGCUGAGCGUCCUGUGCGACUGCGAGAUCGCCCUCAUCAUCUUCAACCACUCCAACAAGCUGUUCCAGUACGCCAGCACCGACAUGGACAAGGUGCUGCUCAAGUACACCGAGUACAACGAGCCCCACGAGAGCCGGACCAACGCAGACAUCAUCGAGACGUUAAGAAAGAAAGGUUUUAACGGCUGUGACAGCCCAGAGCCCGACGGCGACGACUCCAUAGACCAGAGCCCCUUGAUGGAGGAUAAAUACCGCAAAGGCAGCGAGGAUCUGGAUAUCCUGUUCAAGCGAUACGGUUCCACAGUGCCCGCUCCGAACUUCGCCAUGCCCGUGACGGUGCCGGUGACCAACCAGAACACGCUGCAGUUCAGCAACCCGGGCAGCUCGCUGGUGACCCAGUCCCUGGUGACCUCCUCGCUGACAGACCCCCGGCUCCUGUCGCCGCAGCAGCCGGCCCUGCAGAGGAACACGGUGUCCCCAGGGCUGCCACAGCGGCCAGCCAGUGCAGGGGCGAUGCUUGGGGGAGACCUGAACAACACGAACGGAGCCUGCCCCAGCCCCGUGGGCAACGGCUACGUCAGCGCCCGAGCCUCCCCGGGUCUCCUUCCCGUGUCCAACGGCAGCAGCCUGGGCAAGAUCAUCCCGGCCAAGUCGCCGCCGCCGCCCGCGCACGGCGCGCAGCUGGCCGCCAACAGCCGCAAGCCGGACCUGCGUGUCAUCACCUCGCAGAGCGGCAAGGGGCUGAUGCACCACCUGACCGAGGACCACUUGGCUCUGCAAAACACACAGCGGCUGGGUGUCUCUCAAGCAACUCACUCUCUGACCACACCAGUUGUUUCCAGAAAAGUUUGCAAAAAUGUAAAAAAGCUGCUUGUCUGGAAGAACCCAGAACUGGCACAUUAUCAGCUGACGAGCGCUGAGCUGUCCUCGCUGCCCGCCUUCAGCUCGCCUGGAGGGCUGUCCCUUGGUAACAUCUCUGCCUGGCAGCAGCAGCAGCAGCAGCAGCAGCAGCAGCAGCAGCAGCAGCAGCAGCAGCAGCAGCAGCAGCAGCAACAACAGCAGCAGCAGCAGCAGCAGCCGCCGCAGCAGCCGCAGCAGCAGCACCUGGUCCCGGUGUCACUAGGAAACUUAAUACAAGGGAGUCACUUGUCCCACACCACCACUUUGACUGUCAACACCAACCCCAACAUCAGCAUCAAGUCCGAGCCUGUCUCGCCCAACCGGGAGAGGAACACUGCCACCCCGCUCAGCACCUUCCCCCACCAGCCCCGGCACGAGCCCACCGGCCGCUCGCCCGUCGACAGCCUCAGCAGCAACACCAGCUCCUACGAGGGCAGCAGCGAGCGGGACGAUCCCGCCCGCCCCGAUUUCGGCUCCUCCCUGGGCCUCCUGCGACCCACCAGCGAGCCCGAGGGGGAGAGCCCCUCCGUAAAGCGCAUGCGCUUGGAUACCUGGGUCACAUAACGGGUCCCCACCACCCCCGGGAGCUCCAGGAGGGGCUGGGAGGGGCAGGGGGGGUAAAACGGGUGAUGGGGAUGGGCUGGGGUUGGGGGGGGGAGUUAUCAUAAACUGCCUGAGAAAUAGCUUUAGGAUUUUGUAGGCAUUCGUUCUAGCGCAGCAGCAGGCGACGCACGCAGUACACACGGCGGGGAGCGGCCGGGGCUGCGGGAACGGGGGGCUGGAGGGGAAUAUCCGAGUCCCCACCAAAACCAGCAGCCCCUCAGGGGUGCUCCCCUGCGGGCAGGCGGGCCACGCUGGCCGGCAGGACCCCCGGGACGUGGGGCCGCAGCCCUAGGGCGGAGCGGGAUGGGCUCGGGGGCAGGCGGGGCACAGAGCACCCCAAAAUGCACCUUCCUGGCCAUUGCCGUGGGCCCCGGUGCAGGGAGGGGCACUUCAGACAUGAGGCAGCUCUCUGGAAGCUUCAAGGGCUUUGGUAGGAGCAGGUUUUCCUGCAGAAGGGUUUUCCUCCAGCAGUUUUCCUAAAGCAGAUUUCCUGAAGGCGGAGGGCGGUCGGAGAGCCCAGAUCUGAUACAGAGCAGGAUGCAGCCACGUCCACAGCCUGCUUGAGGCUCCUGCAUCCUACAUGGGGAGUAAGAGGCAGAUUUUUAAAGCUUAAUCCACGACAAGUGGAUGCAGACAGCAUCCUUGCUACCAGAGCAGGGAACUGCUCUGUUCCUGAGCAGGGUCAUUGGAACGCUGGAGUUCCUGUUCCCCAGGAUGGCUUCACCUCCACCUGGGCACAGCAGUUUGUGGAGAGGGGAUGUUAGUGCUGGUUUUGAGAGCAGGUUGUGGAUUUUAGCUAACAAUGGCCAUAAAAGCAUUUUAGAAAUGUGUUCUCAUUGCACAUGGGCCAAAGUUUUAAAUCAGGAAAGUGGGAAGGGAUGAUUUUUGUACUGAAAGAUGCAGCUGAAGUAAUGAUCCUAAUGAGAUUUUGCCUGAAGGUUUCUAGGCCUCAGGAGGCAACAGUGAGCUGUGCAGAAAAUCUCCCUGAGCCCUGAGCAGUGCUUCAGUGAAAGGAAAAAGGAAAAACCAGGGAAUUUCCUCAUGUUGCCACUUGCUCUGGCAGUUUCCAGGGAUGGGUGUCGGUGCCCUGAUCCCAAAAUGCAUCAGCCUGCUCACGGCUGGAGGGUUUGGAGGAGAAGGGGCCGUUCCUGGCUGGCGUAGCCACCAGGGAUGGGCUUUCUCCCUGCAGGUGCUCAUGCUGGUCCCCAUCCAGCCUGCUGCCCUGUCACCCUGUGCAGGGCCACCCCAGCCCCACUCAGCCCUGGGCUUGCAGUCCCAAACUGGCACAAAACCUGCCCGGAUGCCACCUUUGCCUGGAGCCUGGCCAGCCUUGGGGGGCUGUGGAGGAGCUGGGAGCUGCCUGGGGCUUGGCUCGACCCUGCGACAGAGCAAAGGGAGAGGAGCUGGGUUAGGGUGGGCUUUAUCCCCCUCCUGGAUCCCUCUGCCGGGUGUCAGCAGCCAGCUCAGCCCUGGAACGAGGCAGAUGGCAUAAAAACGUUCCAGGAUGAGGGCAAACCAGAAGCAAAUUUAUGGGGUUUGGUAAACUUUUUGCAACCAAGCAUUUAUCACAAAGUUUCUAAUUGGAAAAAGGAGACAAAAAAAAAAAAAACCUGAUGAUUAUUGUGAAAUGAAUAGGGCGGCCUGAAGGGAGUGGUUGGAGGAGGAGAGGAAAUCCCUCAGAAGUUGGGUGAAAAUUGGGAGCUGGCUGUGUGUGGAGGCCUGAGGAGGGGUCAGGGUGGUGGGUGCUCAGCAGUGCCGGCGUUCUGGGUACCCUCACCAACAUCCCUGCUGUGGAUCAAGGCACGGAGAGACGUGCCAGGCAAAAUCCCCCCCUCCACACCUCCAAAGACCAAAUUUCUGCCGUGAAGGCUUCUCCAAAUGACCGUUUUAUUCCUUUCCAACCAUCAACUUGGAAUUCCCUCUCCUGUUCCCGUGCUCUGGCUAGGCGAGAGGAGGACAGGAGCCCUGGCAGGUUUUUGUGCAGUUCGACCCCCCGUGUGCCCUCCCCGAGCCAAGCCCAGCGGGCAGCAGGGCCUCCCCUCCGGAGUGCUGGCAGAGGCGGAUCUGCUCCUCGCUCCAUCCCUGGCAGCCCCUGGGGAAGCAGGAGAGAUGCUGAGGACCGUGGUCUUCCUCGCCUGCGCCGACGCGGCCACGCCGGAUGUACGGGACGCGCACCUGAGCUCUUUGCACGGCCUUGCUUUGGAAAUUAGGCGGGAUAAUGACGUCUCAUCGCUCUCGUUUUUUUUGUAUUUUUUGGGGUUUUUUGUUCUGUUUUUCCUUCACAAAACAAUAAACUCAACCCAACGGAGCGGGGUCGGCCCCGCCGGGAGCAGCGUGGCAGGAGGGCCCAGCAGAGACCUCGGCCAGGAGCCGGCAGCGGACACCCCCGGCACUCAGCGCAGCCGUCAAGGGGGGGCAAAAAACCAAAAAAAAACCCAAAAAAGCCCAUUUUCGCUCACGAACUUCACGCCCUGACUCCCGAGUUGACACUGCUGCCUGGAAGCCGGGAGCCUGGAAGCCGCAGAAGGCAGGAGACAAGGCUGGGUGGCGUUCAGGUCUGCCCGGGGCGGAUCUGCAGCUGCGGGACUCCGGCACCCCCCGGCAAGUAGGGCUCGUGGGGAGGCUUCACCUCGCUGCCACGGCGCUUCGGGGCUGCUUGUGGGGCUCUGCAUUUUCUGGGGGCUUGGGGUUAUUUUAUUAUUAGAUUCUAUUUUUUUUUUUUUUUUUUUUUUUUUUUUUUUUUUUUUUUUUUUUUUUGUCCGGGUCAUUAUCCUUUAUUCCCCUCCCACCCCCCCCUAGACUGUAGUAUCUGGUAAACUCCUCCUAAUUUUCAAAAGACAACGAGAAGAAUGACAAUCUUAAGAAACCAACACCCUCCUUUGUGCUUCUAUAAAUAUGUUUCUGAUCUAAUUUUAUUUCUCGUGCUCAUCUGUACUGUUGACAGUUACAAUUGUGUAUAAUUUUUUUUUUUAAUUUGGAAUUUUUUUGCGUUGUAUAGGGUUUAGUUUUAAAAUAUAUAUAUAUAUUUUCCAUUUUUUAAAAAGGGGUGUUGCAAAAAAAAAUUGCACGAUUUAAAUGACAAUAGUUAAAAUGCUGCAGUUUUUAGAGAUGUGGAAGCAAAAUGGAGCUUAUUUAUUCUCAAAGGCUAUAAAGGUGUAAAAUGCA
This is a messenger RNA of Lonchura striata (white-rumped munia), 4810 nucleotides long. Lineage: Eukaryota; Metazoa; Chordata; Aves; Passeriformes; Estrildidae. The record is from RefSeq and is a predicted model, not a curated record.